Molecule: messenger RNA, 5944 nt
Organism: Sphaerodactylus townsendi
Lineage: Eukaryota; Metazoa; Chordata; Lepidosauria; Squamata; Sphaerodactylidae
Gene: TMEM132C
Product: transmembrane protein 132C
Source: RefSeq, a predicted model, not a curated record
CCCCUUCCCAUCUGCGGGCGCCGGAGGCUUCUCGGGUCGCCGCGAACCGGAGCCCCGCCGGACGGAGCCAGGGAGGCGGGCGGCUCCCAGCGAGGGUCCCGCGGAGGAGCCAGGACCCUCCCCCCCCCCGCCGCCGCCCCCGGAAUCGCUUCCCCACCAGCAGCCGAGGAAACGUCGAGAGGGGUUCUUUCCCCCUGAAAUUUUGGAAAGCCCAACUUUUUUCCCCCCUGCUUUUUUCCCCCCUGCACGGCGUGGGAUUCGAACCCGGGACCGGGCGGGAGAAAGUUUGCAGAGCCGGCCGCCUCGCGCGGCUCGCCUGUCUCUGCUGGAUGGGUCUUGGGGACCCCGCGACGCACGUGCCUCGGAGGCGACUCUGAAGGGUAGGAAGAUCUUGGGGGGGAUUUUGGGGGGACGGGGGGAGGCACCUUCUUUGCCUUCUCCCCCCCCCCCUCCUUGGAGGAAAACAAACAAACUGAACCAACCGAGCCAAGUCGUGGUCGUCUGGAAGGGAUGGAGCUGGACUCGGGCUUUGAGGAGAUGCUACCGGGGCAGGAUUUAAGAGCAGCCGCCCUUUACUCCUGAGGAGGAGCAGGAGCCGCCGACCCCAAAAGAUGGGUCCUCCCGCGGAUGUCCUUUUCGCCCUCAGCCUGGUUUGGGGAGCUCUGCUAUGCAGAGUGGCAGUGGGCCGUGGAGCUCUGGACAACAUCCAGAAGUUUUCCUCGCUAGCAACAUACCUACCUGUAAGAUAUCAGAUCUUGAACGCCGAUACUUCCUUUUUCCUCAAAGAAGCCAACCAGGACUUCAUGAGAAACUCCAGUUUGCAGUCUCGGAUGGAGACCUUCUUUACGUAUAAAGCCAAGAAGACUCCUGUAAUCAACGCUAGCUAUGGGCCGUUCUCCGUAGAACAUGCUGUGCCCCAGGAUCUGCUGUUAACCUCCAACCUGUUUGGAGCCACCAACAAGUUUACGUUCAACUGGAAACUGAAAGCCUACAUCAUGAACGAGAAAGUCUACCUGAGCCGGCCAAAGGUGCAGGUCCUUUUCUACAUCAUCGGAAGGGACUGGGAUGAUUAUAGUUCGACUGAACAGCUGCCGUGCAUGAGAGUGUUUGCUUUCCGGGAAACUCGGGAAGUCCGGGGCAGCUGCAGGCUAAAGGGGGACCUGGGAUUGUGCGUUGCUGACCUGGAACUUCAGCCCACCUGGUUUAACCCACCGACGGUUGUCUCCGGCCGCAAGAAGUCACCGGAUCCCGCUGACCCGAGUUCUAUCGAGCUUUAUUACACCAUCCAGCCUGGAGAUGAAAACGGGGAGUGUACAACUGGGGACAUCAGGAAAGGCAACGCCAUUCGGCCCGGGAAGGAAGGCGCAGGUGAAACCAUGUCUCGUUUGCAGAGGAUUGGUUCCGUCAGCCUCUACCGGACCACGGAGAGCUCUCAGCUGACGGAGCUGUGGCUGGACGGCAACGUGGUCAUCUGGCUGCCGUCGAAACCCAUCAAGCAAGGAGAGGUUGUGAGUGCCCAUGUGACGGUCACAAACAAUGGCACAGUGGACCAGUUCAUUCUGAGGGCGAAGGUGAAGAAGGGGGUCAACAUCCUCAGCGCCAAAGCCAGCAACCCACAGCAGUGGGACGUGACGCAAGAGGUGGGCAACGGCGGGAAGCAUUCCACCACGACCGUGAUGUGCCACAGAAUAAGCCAGAGUGCAAAGAGCAGAAAUAACAACAAUCAGUUCAGCGAGGUGGUGCAGUUGAACUUCGAGAUAGCCAGCUUCAGCAGCCUUUCGGGGACCCAGCCAAUCACAUGGCAGGUGGAAUAUCCCCGAAAAAGGACAACGGACACAGCCCUCUCUGAAAUCUUCAUUUGCCAAAAGGAUCUCAUGGGGAUUGUUCCUCUGGCAAUGGAAACAGAGAUCUUAAACACAGCAAUACUGACCGGAAAGACUGUUGCCGUUCCUAUCAAGGUGAUCUCCAUUGAAGAGAACAGCGCAGUGACGGACAUUUCCGAAUCUGUGGAAUGCAAGUCCUCUGCCGAGGAUGUUGUCAAAGUUUCCGACCGAUGUGACUACGUUUUUGUCAAUGGCAAAGAAGUGAAAGGCAAAGUAAACGCCAUGGUGAACUUCACCUACCAGUACUUAAGUGCCCCGCUACAAGUCACAGUGUGGGUUCCACGUCUCCCUCUUCAAAUUGAGGUGUCCGACACUGAGCUUAGCCAAAUAAAGGGCUGGAGGAUUCCCAUUGUUUCCAACAAGAGGCAAACCAGGGACAGUGAUGACGAGGAUGACGAUGAGCGGAAAGGACGAGGCUGUGCCCUCCAGUACCAGCAUGCCAUGGUGCGAGUCCUCACCCAGUUUGUCGCCGAGGAUGCCAGCCCGUGGGGCCAGCUGAGUUAUUUGCUGGGCUCCGAUUGGCAGUUCGACAUUACGGACUUGGUGGCUGACUUCAUGAAGCUGGAAGAGCCUCACGUGGCCCGGCUACAGGGGGGCAAGAUUCUGAUUGGGCAGGAAGUUGGCAUGACGAUGGUCCAGGUCCUCUCUCCGCUGUCGGACUCCAUCUUGGCCGAGAAGACUGUGACGGUGUUGGAUGAUAAGGUGACCAUCAUGGACAUGGGGGUGCAGCUGGUUGCGGGGCUGUCCCUCUUCCUUCAGCCCAGCACGGCAAGCAACCGAGCAAUCGUGGCAACCGCUGUGGCUCAAGACCUGCUCCAUACCCCCAAACAGGAGGCCAUCAUCAGCACCUGGAUCCAGUUCAGUGACGGCACCGUGACUCCGCUGGACAUUUAUGACCCCAAAGACUUUUCUCUCUCUGCUUCCUCAUUAGAUGAAUCUGUCAUUUCAGCACAUCCAAGUCCUACCACCAAGUGGCCAAUGGUGGCAGCAGAAGGUGAAGGACAAGGCCCACUGGUCAAAGUGGACAUGAUGAUCUCUGAAGCGUGCCAGAAGUCCAAGAGGAAGAGCGUCCUAGCAGUGGGCAAUGGUAGCAUCAAGGUGAAGUUUGGCCAGAACGACGCCGACACCCACAGUGUCGGUGAUUAUGAUGCUGAUGAGAUCGAAAAUCCAUAGGCUGAACGGCGGCAGAAGGUGUUGGACAAAUCAAAGGCGGUAUGGCCAAGGCAGGCUGAUAUCCACGGGAGCGCUCUUCGGAUGAGGCUGAGAAGAAGAGCUGCAUACAUCUGGAAAGUCAGCACCACAGCGAAGUCUGCGAUCAAAGGCAAAGUGCUGAAGAGCAACCUUGCUGGAGAAAAACUCUCUGAUGACGGGCAACUGCAGAAUAUCCCCAUAGACUUCACCAACUUUCCAGCUCAGAUCGAUCUCCCCAAAAGUGAUGGAGGGGAGGAGGGCAAUGACCUUGUGCAAGCCCCUCGGGGACUCAGUGACCUGGAGAUCGGGAUGUAUGCCCUCUUGGGCGUCUUCUGCCUGGCUAUUCUAGUCUUCCUGAUAAACUGUGCCACCUUCACGUUGAAAUACCGGCACAAGCAAGUCCCAGUGGAAGGGCAGGCUACCAAGAGCCACUCCCAUGAUUGGGUGUGGCUCGGGAACGAAACCGAACUGUUGGAGAACCAAGUGGAUAUUUCGCCCCCGCAGGACGAACACACGACGAACGUCGACCGGGGGAUAAGCUUGGAGGAGAGCAACCAUCUCCUCAACGGCAGCAUGCCAAAAAGCAUCCAGGGCCAACUGCACAGGUCAGCUGACUCGGGGGGCAAACAAGGGAAAGAGCCAAAGCCCGAGCCCCCCUUGCAUUCACCCACCUCCAAGCGGAAGAGGGUCAAGUUCACCACGUUCACCACCAUCCCUCCGGAUGACAGUUGUCCAACUGUCAACUCCAUCCUCAACUGCAAUGAAGAUGACAUAAAAUGGGUUUGCCAAGAUAUGGACCUCGGGGAAACAAAACACUACAUGGAGAAGCUCAAAGAGGAAGUAUAGCCCUGGUUGUCAGGUGCUUUGGGGGGUUGCAUACCACACCUUGAUGCCUUCAGUUGUAUCAGGACAUUGGAAAUAGGCUGGAAGGUUGGCAGACUGAAGAGUCUUGAAAACAAGGCCAAUUUUUGUAAUCAGGGAGAGAGCUUGCUGAUCCUGUCCGUGGAGGGAGGGCGGUCUUUUUCUUUUCAUUUUUCUCUCCCCCAAAUGAAAUGUUCACGGCAAUGCAGCGGCAAUGAACUGGCCCAGAUCUUGAACUGGGAGGAGAUGUGGUUUUGAAACUGACGAUUAAGAGUCAGAGAUUAGUUACUCACAAGGUACCAAAAUAUUCUUUUUUUUCCUCUUCUUUUUUUAAACGAAAAUUAUGAUUUGAAAAAUGGAAACUUCUUUAUAUUUCUAAUAAAACAGCAAAUGGGAAGAAAAAGAGCAGAAUAUGACUCACCUCUCUGCUUUCUGUUCCUACAGCUGCAAUGAGGAUGGGAUGGUUGUCAGGGAAGAGAUUGAAUCGUAUGUUUUUUAAAGAAAAUCAGAAAUGCUGAAAUUCCAUCUUUCUCACAUCCUCUCUUUCUCCACCGCUCUGCCUUUUACAUCUUACUACUGAUGCAUGCCAGCAGGGAUUUAAAAAUGUCCAAAUCCUAUCCGUUCUUUCCAGACCAAAUGAUCAUCGUCGCUCCCCCGAAAUCAGUGGUACGUUAUCGUGUCUUUUGAAGAAGUCGGUCAAUUUGCAACAAAUUAGCAACUUCAAGUCGUUGUCUGCUUAAAGUCAAUAAAUUUCAGAGAGAUCCGGGCUGGAACCCACCCCUGGAACGGCUGUAGCCGCCUUCCUGUGACGCUGCAUAUUGGCAGUUCGGCUGAAUUUUGAUCAAGGUGUAGGUUAUCGUUGUUGCUUCUAAUUGUCCAUGUUUGGGGGGGGGGGAUCAAUGAGAUUCUGUAUGCAUUUCAUUUACCUAUAAUUGUAUUUUCUCAUGCCUAUUCUGAACAAGCAGAGUACUAUUGCUGAUCUCGUGUUCUUCCCAGAAAGACCCAGUGAUUCAUUCCUCAACCUGAUUUGACUCCCUGGUCAAUGACCUUAUUCCCUCCAAGCCCAUGGCCUUUUUCCACAUGAGUCGUUUACAACAUGUCUUGCUGCCAAAUGUUUUUUUUUCUUUUAAUUUUGUAAGUUUUUGUUUCCUUUGUUUGGUUUUGGAAACGUUUUCCCUUCAUUUUUCCUCCAUUGUUUUCCCGAGCACUUUUAUCACGAUUUUUCUGGUCUGUUUCUGAGCCAGUGUCCCUUGAGUGUGUGAUCAUGUUUAUUUCUCCGCCCUUAUCCAAGCCCUCAUGUAGUCGCCCAACCUUCCCUUCAGCCAUUUUCUCCUCCUCCUCCUCCUCCAUGUUCAAAAGGAUUCUUUUUCAUUUUUUCUCUGUGUCAUAUUGCAUUAGCAAUAUAACAUUAAAGCAAAGAUACACUUUUUGUCUGCAGUUAGGAGCAAGUGAAAUUGACAAGGGAAGUUCUUUUGUAGGAGAAAAUUGAUAAGGGACUGCCCCAGAAAUGAUCAUGGAUUACUGAAGUUCUACUUUGGCCUGGAAAUGUGUGUGAAUCUGGAGACGGGGGAAGCUAAGUGCUUGUGUUCCUCCAAUGGUGCAAAAGAAGAGGAGGGUUGUACUUCUGCAUCACAGAUGUACUCCCACCACCAUUAGGAAUAAUAUGUUUGCAGCUAUGGCAUGUGAAAUAAAUGCAACUGGAGAGACAAGGGGAACAACAACGGGAGAAAUGAAGGAAAUUUGUGGUUUCCUUAUCAAUGCCCCUGUGCAGAAUGAUUUCACAGAAAACAUUUCCAAGAUGCUAGCUUUGACCACUGAGAAAAUCUGCGGUGAGCUGUGCAUAUGCAACAUAUUCAUGAAGCAUGUCCUGUUAGACCAUUCAGCUUUACCCUAGAUUCAAGAAGAAGAGAAGUUUGGAUUUAUAUCCCACCUUUCUGUCCUGUCAGAAGUCUCAAGGUGGCCUACAAACUCCUUCCGUUCCUUUCCCCACAACAGGCACCUUGUGAGGU